Molecule: messenger RNA, 549 nt
Organism: Dujonia railenensis
Lineage: Eukaryota; Fungi; Ascomycota; Pichiomycetes; Serinales; Debaryomycetaceae
Source: the annotation of a GenBank genome assembly
AUGAACCAAGCAAGUGAAUGGGUUCAUAAUUUCAAAAGGGACAUACCUUCCCAUAUCAACAAAAUUGAAAAUUAUGUGGAGUCAUUGAAAAGUAUCACUGCAGACGAAAUUGUGGACGAUUUCGUGAACUUUAGGGUCACUCCAGCUACUGUAACUAUCUCGAUUACCGCUGUAACCACGUUACUCUUCAUCGGGAGCUAUUUGAGUUCUGCGUCUUCUCCGAAAACAAAAAGUAAGAAAAAUAAGAAGCCGAAAAAGAAGGUCACAAAGGCCCAAAGAGCAAACUUGGACAUUCAAGGCACUUUGGACUAUGUGGAACUGGAGUAUGUGCCAAAGAUUGAUGAUUACAUAGAAAAUUACAAGACAUUACUGAAAGACGAUAGAGAGUACAAAUUCAAGUAUUUUGAGGAAAUGUUGUUGAAGCAAUUGAUGAAAUUAGAUGGUAUAGACGUCAUUGGUAACGAUAUAUUGAGAGACAAUAGGAAAAAAGUCAUUAAAUUUAUUCAAGAUCAUCAAAAGAGAUUGGAUAAGAUUAAAAAGGAAAACUAG